AUGGAUUGUCACGUGGAGUCUCAGAAUCACACAUUUUCGCACUCAUCUCGUCUAAACAUGGUUAAACACAUGUUUUCAGUUGGAGAAUUGGCUUUUAUCAAGAUGAAGAAUGAGCUUUGUCUUGUAUUUAUACAUUAUUUGUCGCAAAAACUCGUUUUUUGUGCCUGCACUGGCACUGAAGUAAAAGUAGUACCCGUUGGUCUAUCCGCAAUUGAUAGUGAAUCGAUUUAUCACGACUACAAAUCACAUCAACUUCACUGCAAUAUGAACAGAGGUACAUUAAUCAAUUUGAACAAUGUCCAUGGUUAUUAUAUACCCAUGUACUUCAUAUCAUUUCCAGGAUACAGGAAAAAAUGUUCUAAAUUCUUUCGCUUUUGGGUCAAAGAAUGCGAUCUCAUCCCUUAUCAUAGCGUUAGGAAUAGAUUGGCUAACAAACUAAUUCACAAACUUGAAGAUAUAAGUCAGACAUUAAAGGAAUCGCUCAGUGGCUGUGAAGUAGAUAACAUUGAUAACUAUGUAUAUAAUAUGAAACAUAGGACGGUUGAUGUUUCUAAACAAUUAUUGAGUGGUGUUAAUUGUAUAACAACACUGCCUUGGGUGAUUAGUGACUGGAUGAAGCAGUUUAUGAAUGAGGAAUGGGAGAGAAUUGUGAAUAUUGAUUGGGGCAUGGAUAUUUUUUGCAAUUUUGUUUGGCAAUCGCCCCAACUAGAUCAGUAUGAAAGGGUUUUUAAGCAAUUAAAACUUGUUAAACAGUAUACUAAUGUGCCCUUUUAUCGCAAAUUUAAUGCCAGGUCCGUUGCAAAUGAAUUCAAGUUUUACAUACUCUUACUGGCAAAAAUAUUGCUCAGAACUAGUAAAAAGCAAGUAAGGUUGUGGAAUAAACAAAUAAAAAUUAGUUAUCAAUGCUUUUUGACGUUCUAUGUGAAUCAACUUUACUGGAUAGAUCUAUUACUUGAUUGGUUCGAUGUACACUUUAUUGACAAUUGCUGUUAUUGCAAAGAGGAGAGAUUGUUUUUAAUUGCUUUGUUAGAUAGAUAUCAACAGGUUCAGUUCCACAAAUCAAAUGCAAAUGAAGGAAAUGGUAAAAGUGAUUAUAUGUCCAAUCUGUUACAAGCUUCCAUGAAUUCCAACUUUGAAGACUGGAAAAUGAAGCCUAGUGAUCUCCUAGGUGCUAGUCAUUUGGCACGGCUAUUGUGUUAUCCAGUAUAUUACAAUAAUUAUUUGAGCAAAUUAUGUGUUAAUGGUGUGAAUAUAGAAGGGAUAUGCUUGCCGAUUUAUCAACUAUUCCUCUACUUUCUUUCAUACUAUCUUAGAGAUUACACUAUAGCGCAGGAUUAUAAUCUUGAAUAA
Molecule: messenger RNA, 1350 nt
Organism: Babesia microti strain RI
Lineage: Eukaryota; Apicomplexa; Aconoidasida; Piroplasmida; Babesiidae
Exons: 2
Coding region: 1-1350 (449 amino acids)
Source: RefSeq, a predicted model, not a curated record